GCCUAUCCUUGGAAUAACCUUCAAUUGAGUCACCCCCUCGUGUCAAGAUGACUGCCGCCGAGUCUGUGAAGAGUGCCGUUGGGCUUGCGGAUAGCACCGCUGCCUCCCGCCAGGAAAUGUCGGAUGCUCGUCUUCCCCUCCAAUACCGCGACUCUUGCGCAGGCCUCCUGAUCCCAUUGAACCGCUGCCGCCAGCAAGAAUACUACCUUCCCUGGAAGUGCGAGGACGAGAGACACAGCUACGAGAAGUGCCAAUACGAGGAGUUCAAGAAGCGUGUUGCUAAGAUGGAAGAGCUCCGCGCCGCUAAGGGUGGUGCCCGGAGCAACUAAUGAUACCACAAAUAUCGGCACGGCAUUCGAGACGAGCGAAGGAGCGGGUUAUGUACAUAGAGAUUCUGAGAUUGUUUGUCCAUGCACCGACAUUGGCGUUGGGAAUCAUCCAAGACUAGGCUUGCCGUCACCACACCUGCGAAAACCAGAACGGUCGAUUGGCUAACCAGUAGCAUCAACCGUACUUUUGGGGUUGUUCGGCUCCGACGCUGCUUGGGAGGUCUGGGUGGUGAAAUCGUUAGCCACCCUCCCUCAAAAAGACAGCACUGAUUUCUUCGGGCCAGAAGGGACUCGGAUCUGUCCCACCUUUCAACUUUGCAACAUAAUGAGAG
This is a messenger RNA of Aspergillus costaricaensis CBS 115574, 661 nucleotides long. Its product is annotated as NADH dehydrogenase [ubiquinone] 1 beta subcomplex subunit 7. Gene Ontology annotation, cellular component: mitochondrion. The record is from RefSeq and is a predicted model, not a curated record. The transcript has 3 exons. The coding region runs from base 48 to 329 and encodes 93 amino acids. NCBI's taxonomy places the organism in Eukaryota, Fungi, Ascomycota, Eurotiomycetes, Eurotiales, Aspergillaceae.